UGGCGGGUGGGCUCGAGCCCGCGAGGAUCCUGCCGGUCCUGGGAGGGGCCCCGGGCAGGCCCUGCUGUCUUCGCCGGUGCUGCAUCCCGCAGGGCCUGUGCUGCUUGACAUAAAGGCACAGCGCCUGAGGAUGCGCUCUCGCUCCCAGCCCUGCUAGCUGAGUGGGGCGCCUGGGAGCGGCCGCGGGGGGUCGGCUUUGGAUGCUCCGCACCUGGUGGGGUCUGUACGCCAAGGAGCCCACCUCCGGAAAGGAGCGAAACGAGAGCUGCCUGUUCUUACUCCAGCCCUUGACUCGAGCUGUCAUUCCUUUCGUGGUGCUUUCGCUUACAGUGCAGAAUGUAACCCAUCAAUAAAUCAGAGAAGCCUGAAAGCUGUGAUAAUGUGAAGGUGGUUGUUAGGUGCCGGCCCCUCAACGAGAGAGAGAAAUCAAUGUGCUAUAAACAAGCUGUCAGUGUGGAUGAGAUGAGGGGAACUAUUACUGUACAUAAGACUGAUUCUUCCAAUGAACCUCCAAAGACAUUUACUUUUGAUACUGUGUUUGGACCAGAGAGUAAACAACUUGAUGUUUAUAACUUAACUGCAAGACCUAUUAUUGAUUCUGUUCUUGAAGGCUACAAUGGGACUAUUUUUGCAUAUGGACAAACUGGAACAGGCAAAACUUUUACCAUGGAAGGCGUUCGAGCUGUUCCUGAACUUAGAGGAAUCAUUCCAAAUUCAUUUGCUCACAUAUUUGGUCAUAUUGCAAAAGCAGAGGGAGAUACAAGAUUUUUGGUUCGAGUGUCUUACUUGGAAAUAUAUAAUGAAGAAGUUCGUGACCUUUUGGGCAAGGAUCAGACACAGAGGUUAGAGGUUAAAGAAAGACCUGAUGUGGGAGUUUAUAUCAAAGAUUUAUCAGCUUAUGUGGUAAAUAAUGCUGACGAUAUGGAUAGAAUUAUGACUCUAGGCCACAAAAAUCGUUCUGUUGGCGCAACUAAUAUGAAUGAACACAGUUCCCGUUCCCAUGCCAUCUUUACAAUUACUAUAGAAUGCAGUGAAAAAGGCGUUGAUGGUAACAUGCAUGUCAGAAUGGGGAAGCUCCAUCUUGUAGACCUUGCGGGUUCAGAAAGACAAGCAAAAACUGGAGCUACUGGACAGCGCCUGAAGGAAGCCACAAAAAUCAAUCUUUCCCUUUCCACCCUUGGUAAUGUAAUUUCUGCCUUGGUUGAUGGAAAAAGCACUCAUGUUCCUUAUCGCAACUCUAAAUUGACUCGUCUUCUUCAAGAUUCCUUAGGAGGAAAUUCAAAAACCAUGAUGUGUGCAAAUAUUGGGCCAGCAGAUUACAAUUAUGAUGAAACUAUUAGUACAUUACGGUAUGCUAACCGUGCUAAGAAUAUUAAAAAUAAAGCUAGAAUCAAUGAAGAUCCAAAGGAUGCUUUGCUUCGUCAGUUUCAGAAAGAAAUAGAAGAACUGAAAAAAAAGCUUGAAGAAGGGGAAGAAAUAUCAGGCUCUGAUAUCAGUGGGUCAGAGGAAGAGGAUGAUGAAGAGGGUGAGGUUGGAGAAGAUGGAGAGAAGAGGAAAAAAAGAAGGGAUCAAGCAGGUAAAAAGAAAGUGUCCCCAGAUAAGAUGGUUGAAAUGCAAGCAAAAAUUGAUGAGGAGAGAAAAGCACUUGAAACAAAGCUUGACAUGGAAGAAGAAGAAAGAAACAAGGCUAGAGCUGAAUUAGAGAAACGGGAAAAAGAUCUACUUAAGGCUCAACAAGAACAUCAAUCUUUGCUAGAGAAAUUAUCUGCUCUGGAGAAGAAGGUAAUUGUUGGUGGUGUUGAUUUGUUGGCAAAAGCUGAGGAACAAGAGAAACUUCUUGAAGAAUCUAACAUGGAGCUGGAAGAACGGAGGAAAAGAGCAGAGCAACUUCGCAGAGAACUUGAGGAAAAAGAGCAAGAACGCUUGGAUAUUGAAGAAAAAUACACCAGCUUGCAAGAGGAAGCACAGGGAAAAACCAAGAAAUUAAAGAAAGUGUGGACUAUGCUGAUGGCUGCCAAAUCAGAGAUGGCUGAUCUCCAACAGGAGCAUCAGAGGGAAAUUGAAGGCCUCCUGGAGAAUAUUCGACAACUUAGCCGGGAGCUUCGACUUCAGAUGCUUAUUAUUGAUAACUUUAUACCUCAAGAUUAUCAGGAAAUGAUUGAAAACUACGUCCACUGGAAUGAAGACAUAGGAGAAUGGCAGCUGAAAUGUGUUGCCUAUACAGGAAAUAACAUGAGGAAGCAGACUCCAGCUCCUGAUAAAAAAGAGAAAGAUCCCUUUGAAGUGGACCUUUCCCAUGUGUAUCUUGCCUAUACUGAGGAGAGCCUCCGGCAGUCCCUGAUGAAGUUAGAGAGGCCACGGACGUCAAAGGGGAAAGCAAGGCCAAAGACGGGGCGAAGAAAGCGUUCUGCAAAGCCUGAAACUGUGAUUGACUCUUUACUUCAGUAAACAUUACAGACUUAAAGUCACAAUAAAAAUUAAUGAUAUUCUCAUGCCUAGACAAAAUCUUUAAUUAAAACACUGAAGACUGUUGUGUAAUUUCAGAUUAUGGAAGCUGUAAAUCAUGGAGUAAGACUGGAACUAAUAUUUUGCCUAAUAAGUCUUAGUCAGUAUAUAUAUUAAUGUCAUAUUAAAAUUGUACAACUGGUAAUUGUUCAGAUUGUCAUAUUACACUCUAUACUGUGCAGGGAACUUGGGGGAGCAGCUUACUAUACUGAGAGAGUUGCAGUUUAAUGUAUACAUAAAUCUGCUAGUGAUUUAUUCAACUACUGUAUAAUUAGGUAACUGGAUAGGCAAAAUAGAAAAAAAUAUAUAUGUCCUGUUUUGCACACAGAAAGUAGCAGAUCUCAUCAUUCUAUGUUGUGCUGUCAUAUGUGAAUGUAUGGGCUGCAUAUCUAAGAAAUUAUUUGAUCUUAACACCCACCUGGCCUAUUUAAAAAUGUUCUAAUUUUUAUACUAACAUUCAUUACAUUUUAAGUAUGAGACAACUUACGUUAUUGAUCUUUGGAAAAUUUUAUAAUUCAGCAGCCAAACUUUAGAAGUAUACAUGUUUAAAAUGCAAAAGUUGGAAACACUUUUCUUUAGGACCUCUCUUGACCUUUUUCUGCCACUUGGACUUCAAGUGAAAUACACUUUUUUGGUUCUGGUUUCAUGUUCUCUCGAAGCAUUGAGUUUGUACAUAGAUAUAAAAGUCACAGUUGCAGAAAAUUAAGAAGCUAAAUACUGGUCACUAACCUUUGCCCAUAUGUGUAUAUUUUCUAAAAUUCACUUUGAGUGUGACUAAUGGAUGCUUUUCUGCAUCUCAGUUCUAAAUUGUGAUAGGAAUUGCUCUGUAUCUCCCAAUUGAGAAAGGUCUCCAUUUUCCACAAAAUGCAAUCAAAGCAAGAAAUAUGUGUAUCUU
Molecule: messenger RNA, 3400 nt
Organism: Prionailurus viverrinus (fishing cat)
Lineage: Eukaryota; Metazoa; Chordata; Mammalia; Carnivora; Felidae
Gene: KIF3A
Product: kinesin family member 3A
Exons: 18
Coding region: 430-2448 (672 amino acids)
Biological process (GO): microtubule-based movement
Molecular function (GO): microtubule motor activity; microtubule binding; ATP binding
Source: RefSeq, a predicted model, not a curated record